Mesocestoides corti is the source of this 270-nucleotide messenger RNA. The record is from the annotation of a GenBank genome assembly. NCBI's taxonomy places the organism in Eukaryota, Metazoa, Platyhelminthes, Cestoda, Cyclophyllidea, Mesocestoididae.
AUGGUGACAGAAGGCCUUAACACCGGCAGGAGAGCCGAAGAAAAGCUUCUGCGUCAUCUAUUUACUCUCGUACGACUUCCGAAGGAAUCUGAAUACUUUUGCGAUCGUCACCGCCCCUAUCCACCACCACCCGACUGGCGAAGGUCCGCUUGGGAGUGCGGUGAUAUUGAUUACGGAGGACGUGACCGCUUCUCCAACAUUCUCGCCCGUAUACGCUCCACCAUUCAAGAGUCGGACGAUGAUGGCAUGCCUAUAGGCAUCUGGCUGUAA